Molecule: messenger RNA, 3417 nt
Organism: Mauremys reevesii (Reeves's turtle)
Lineage: Eukaryota; Metazoa; Chordata; Testudines; Geoemydidae
Gene: RASSF1
Product: Ras association domain family member 1
Exons: 6
Coding region: 2128-2694 (188 amino acids)
Biological process (GO): Ras protein signal transduction
Cellular component (GO): microtubule cytoskeleton; nucleus
Source: RefSeq, a predicted model, not a curated record
AAUUCCCUUUUUCCCCAAUUAUAUUUCAGAUUUUUCCCCCUUGAUUCUCUCUCUCCGGUAAGUCUGUAGAUCUGAUUUCCCUCCCUUCUCUAACAGUGCCUGCGCACGUACCCAGGUCUGUUUUUUUUCCUGCUUCUCCUGACCUGAAACCUUUCCUAUUUUUCCUUCUUUCUCUCUUCCCAGUCCCCUGCUUGUAUUCUCCUGUUCUUCUUUUUUUUGCUCAGCCCACCUCCGGUUCGCCCGCUAGCUCAGCAUCUCCAUUCUCCUUCUCUAACACUUCUGCCAGUUGCCCCUUUGGGUUGCUUCGGUACCCCCUCCCCAGCGCAAUCUGCCCUCUCAUUGGCCAUCUUUCUCCCUGGACAGCAUGCCGGGCAGCUGCCGCAGGUGCUAAUGCCAGGUGCGGGUUACUACCCAUACGCUAUGUAGAAUCUGUUUGUGUGUACAUGGGUGUGAGCAUCCAGGGGUGUGUCCACGCAUGUCUGAUGUGUGCCAUGCAGUGAGGGGUGUGUGUGCCACGUGCCAUUCGCUUCUCUCUUCUCCCCCACUGCCAUCCGGCGCAGGCAGCUGCCGCUUUUGCGGUGGGAAAGGAAAGGAAGUGGUUCCCAGAAAUCCCAGGAGAGCUCUGAUUGGUCUGUGGUGAGCUCAUCUGUAAUUCCCCUUGUGUGGGGAGGGUUGGGGCGUGCAGAGGGCUGAUGUCAGCAGGAAGCCAGGCUGAUGCAAGAGGGUGCAAUGCAGUUCUGUGGCAGCGGAAAGAGAGAGGGUUGGUCUUCCUGCUCUGGCGGCAUGUGUGUCCUGGGCGUGUUUGUGUGUAAUCUGUGGGAAGUAAGAGCUGGUAAUUCAGGAACUGGCUGCAUUGUCCUACUGAGGUGCUAUAAGAUGGCCCAUCACUGUGGUGUUGGGGCUCCUAACCAGGUUCCUGGUUGGGGACAUGCUCUAGAGGAGAGUUGUGUCUAGAUCUCCUGUGCCAGCCCUGAGCAGCAUGGGGUUGAUAAAUUCCUCCCUCUCCACACCCCCACCCUGACCCCAACCCUUGCUAUGGUGCAGCUCAAACUGCAGGCGGAUGGCCAUGGGGUUAAACCAAAAAACACACUCGGGCAAUGCCGAGUUAGCCCCUGAAGAGCAACACGUGCAUUGAAACAAAUAUCCCAGACCAAGCAGCUGUUCUUUGCCUUGCAUUGGUCAGGGAGGACAGGUGUUUAGCCUGGAACUCUCAUGCUGUGCCUGCUCCCCAUUUAGUACCACAGGGCCUGGGCCGCUUAGCCCCUUGAAAGUAAUCCUGGGAAUUCUCUGGCCUGUGUUUGCAGGGGCUCAGAGCAGGUGAUCUGAGUAGUCUGUUCUAGCUCAAAUGCUGGGCAUCUACCGAUUACCCCUUUGCUGAGGGUGGCACAGAGGCACCUUGGGCAGGCCCCACAUCUGGCCUGCUGGCAGGGUCAGGGAUGCAACUGCCCGAGGCGCCCUGGAGAUGAGAUCUCCUGCUGGAGCCUCCUGUUUUUUUCUUCUGGAGGCUGGUCUCUGACUUGCACUCCAGCCCCGUCUGUGUGAGUUCCCUGUGUCAGCAUGGGGGUGUGGCCAGUGGGCGCUGCUCGGCAGCGAGUGCCUCCUCGCCCCUGGAUCAGGCCAGCAGCUGCUGUAGCUCUUGGCUUUGUGAAAUGGUUUCUCCAGUGGUAAUGACAGUCUGCCUUGCUGGCUGGCAUAGUCCCCCCUGUUCUCAACAUGGGCACAGCCUUCCUCUGCCCUCAGCCUCCCUUAGUGCCCAUCUGCUGGGCCCAGCCUGUGGCUUCUGUGGGGUUGGCUGCUGCGUGAUAUAAACCUCUCUCUGGCUCGCAGCCUCUUAGAAGCCUCUGGGAUAACAAACAGGGGGGAUGAUUCCUGACUCCCCACUUUGAUCCUGCCUGUGGGUCCAGGGAGCUGCCCCCAGCCAGGGCUGGGGGGACCCUACGGGAAGGCUCAGCAGGGUUUUCUCUCUCUCCAGAUGCACCCUUCACAUGAGGUAUCUGCCCACAGAAGUUUUUGGUCUGCCCUGAAGAGCAGGAUGAGCAGAUUGACUGGGAGAAGCCGGUUCUGACCCAAGCCGAGAUCGAGCAGAAGAUAAAGGAAUACAACAGCCAGAUCAACAGCAACCUCUUUAUGAGCCUGAACAAAGAUGGCUCCUACACUGGCUUCAUCAAGGUGCAGCUGAAGCUGAUUCGGCCGGUCUCGGUGCCAGCCAGCAAGAAGGCACCCUCCAUUCAGGACGUCAAUAAGGCGCCGCGCUCCCAGGUGGUGACGCGCCGCACGUCCUUCUACCUGCCCAAGGACACGGUCAAGCACCUGCACAUCAUCUCCCGCACCCGCGCCAGUGAGGUCAUCGAGGCCCUGCUCAAGAAGUUUAUGGUGGUCGACAACCCCCGCAAGUUCGCUCUCUUCGAGCGAGCUGAGAAGGAUGACCAAGUGUACCUGCGGAAGCUCUCAGACGAGGAGCAGCCUCUGCAUCUCCGGCUGCUGGCUGGCCCCAGCGAGAAGGUCCUCAGCUUCGUUCUGAAGGAGAAUGAGACCGGAGAGGUCAAUUGGGACGCCUUCAGCAUGCCCGAGCUGCACAACUUCCUGCGCAUCCUGCAGCGCGAGGAGGAGGAGCACGUCCGGCAGAUCCUGCACAAGUAUGCCCGCUGCCGCCAGAAGAUGCAGGAGGCACUGACUACCCGCACCCCGGGCUGAGCCACCCCGUCCCGGACCUGACACUCCAACCGACACCAGGUGGCUAGGAGAAGAGGAGGCGAGGCGGAUAUGGACGGAUCUGCUCCAGGACUAUGCUUGAUCCCUGUUACCAAAGGUGGCCUCGGUAGAGGGCAGCAUCCAAAGGAAGGCCAGGAGAAGGAGCUCAGGGGACCACAUGGGGCAACCCCCUCCCCAAGUGUUGCCUCAAUGGAGCUGGUGCCAGGGAUGUGUCUGCCCCCAUGGGUAUCCUGGAGAAGAGGACCCGGGCACUGUUGCAUGGCAAGAUCCAUCAUGUGAAUGGAGGGAUGGCACCUAGCAAGCUCAGUGCAUCCUGGCGGGAGCAUGGGCCAAUAGCAAUGGCAAGUAGCUAGCAUUGGAGUGAGAGGGGUGGUAGCCCUAGCCUUGGACAGGCCCUAACCCUUCCCUGGAGGAGCAGCAGACCCCCGGUGCUGAGGGAGCUGGGGCACUGGUGCAGGACUGCUAGGCUGGAGUGAAGCAAUCGAGCCACUCCCCAUGAGCGUGUGGGACCUGAGGCCAUUCAAAUGCAUCCAAGAGGCCGCCUGCUUUGCAGGGGGGCCUCACUUGGAGAUUUGAGUUUUUCAGUGAAUGUUUUUGAACUUGACUCUGUCGAAUGUCCCGAGCUUCGAGGGGGGCCGCGCUCCCUGGAGGCUCGGCCUGUGCGUGGUGCUGGCUCUGUGUGGAUCAAUAAAUGAUUCGGGGCAA